Messenger RNA from Cylicocyclus nassatus, 861 nucleotides. The record is from the annotation of a GenBank genome assembly. NCBI's taxonomy places the organism in Eukaryota, Metazoa, Nematoda, Chromadorea, Rhabditida, Strongylidae.
AUGACUCUAUUCUACUUCCAUCUGCCAUGGAUAAUUAACGAAAAGGAGUACAAUUGUAGCUCACGAUCGUAUGCAGAAUGGAAAAGCCGUGGAUCAGUGAACAUCUAUCAAGGCACUUACUUUGCCGUAGCUGGAACAAUUUUUCUUAUUAUCUACGCGCUUUGUUUGGCAGGAAUGUAUCGGGGUCUAUUGUUGAAGAAAGCUUGUUACAAACUGAUGUUCUUUAACGGGUUUGUCGACAUCUUCGACUUAAUGCUUUGCUCAUACAUAAUCCCCUAUUUCCACUUCACGGGAGCUGUUUUCUGUACUUCUAUGGCAUUCAAUUGGUUUUCUGGACAUCUGGCCUACAGUCUCUGGUUUGGUGCGAGUUUCAAUUGUACAGUUUUGGCGCUUAAUAGAUUCGUUGAAAUGAUUCCUGUGGCAAGACAAGUACAGUUUCUUUUCCGAGGAAAUCUGCUCUAUAUGUGGAUGCUUAUCUCAGCAUUUUACAUGAUUAUUGUAUGGUUCACCAUCAGACCACUUCUUUUCAAUAGUGUGGCAUCUGCAUACAUAGGAUCGCCUAUGAUAACGGAUUCACCAUCGGACCAUGACCACUACACAUCUUUAUAUCUAAAGACAUUUACAGGAUUAACGGGGAUACUCUACAUAGCGCUCGAAUUUCUCCCAGUUCCUCAAUGCGUUGUCAUCGCUGCUCACGUUAUAUGGCAGCUUAGUCAUGGCAUACAUGGGAUAAUAUACCUUUGUUUCAACGUGCAAAUUCGACAAGAAGUUGCUUCUUUACUAUUCAAAUCUAAACGAAAAACAGGAAGUAUUAAGAGCAGUCAUAGAUCAGUUCUUGGGACUUCUGGCUCGCACGUGUAG